GCGCGCAGGGAGCGCGCGCGCGUCCCCGAGCACGGGAGGGAGGGGCCGGUGACAGUGCGGAGCUCCUGCCAGUGUCCGCGCCUCGGGAGCGGCCGGACGGAAGAGAAGGUUCGCCAGAAGCCGGUCGGCUGCCCGACCUUUCGGACUCAAAGCCGAGCUGAACGGCCGCGGCUUCUGGUUGGUCGGAGAGGCGCUGCGGCCACCUCAGGAAGAUGUUUAACGUGGAGUCCGUGGAGCGGGUGGAGCUGUGCGAGAGCCUGCUCACUUGGAUCCAGACCUUUAAUGUGGAUACACCAUGUCAGACCGUGGAAGAUUUAACGAAUGGGGUGGUGAUGUCCCAGGUUCUUCAAAAGAUAGAUCCUGCAUAUUUCGAUGAUAAUUGGCUAAACAGAAUCAAAACUGAAGUAGGAGACAAUUGGAGGUUAAAGAUAAGUAAUUUAAAGAAAAUUUUAAAAGGAAUCUUGGAUUACAAUCAUGAGAUUUUAGGACAGCAGAUUAAUGAUUUUACCCUUCCUGAUGUGAACCUUAUUGGGGAGCAUUCUGAUGCAGCAGAGCUCGGAAGGAUGCUCCAGCUCAUUCUCGGCUGUGCUGUGAAUUGUGAACAGAAGCAAGAGUACAUUCAAGCCAUUAUGAUGAUGGAGGAGUCUGUUCAGCAUGUUGUCAUGACAGCCAUUCAAGAGCUAAUGAGUAAAGAGUCUCCUGUCUCUGCUGGAAAUGAUGCCUAUGCUGAUCUGGAUCGUCAGUUGAAGAAAACUACAGAGGAACUAAACGAAGCUUUGUCAGCAAAGGAAGAAAUUGCUCAAAGGUGCCAUGAAUUGGAUAUGCAGGUUGCAGCACUGCAGGAGGAGAAAAGUAGUUUAUUGGCAGAAAAUCAGAUACUAAUGGAACGACUCAAUCAAUCAGAUUCUAUAGAAGAUCCCAACAGUCCAGCAGGAAGAAGACAUUUGCAACUUCAGACUCAGUUAGAGCAGCUGCAAGAGGAAACAUUCCGACUAGAAGCAGCAAAAGAUGAUUAUCGGAUACGCUGUGAAGAGUUAGAAAAGGAAAUCUCUGAGCUUCGGCAGCAGAAUGAUGAGCUAACCACCUUGGCAGAUGAAGCUCAGUCUCUAAAGGAUGAAAUAGACGUUCUCAGACACUCUUCUGAUAAAGUAUCCAAACUAGAAGGUCAAGUCGAAUCUUACAAGAAGAAGCUGGAAGACCUUGGGGAUUUGAGGCGGCAGGUUAAACUCUUAGAAGAAAAAAAUACUAUAUACAUGCAGAACACUGUCAGUCUGGAGGAAGAAUUAAGAAAGGCUAAUGCAGCCCGAGGUCAGCUUGAGACAUACAAGAGGCAGGUUGUAGAGCUGCAAAAUAGAUUAUCCGAUGAAUCAAAGAAAGCAGAUAAAUUAGAUUUUGAAUAUAAGCGGCUAAAAGAAAAAGUUGAUGGUCUUCAGAAAGAAAAAGAUCGGCUAAGAACAGAAAGGGAUUCUCUGAAGGAAACCAUUGAAGAGCUCCGUUGUGUCCAGGCUCAGGAGGGGCAGCUCACCACUCAAGGGUUAAUGCCUCUGGGAAGCCAGGAAUCUUCAGACAGCCUCGCAGCAGAGAUUAUUACACCCGAAAUCAGGGAGAAACUUAUUCGUCUACAGCAUGAGAAUAAGAUGUUAAAAAUCAAUCAAGAGGGUUCAGACAAUGAGAAAAUUGCCUUAUUGCAGAGCCUUCUAGAUGAUGCAAACCUACGCAAGAAUGAGCUGGAGACAGAGAACAGGCUGGUGAAUCAGAGACUUCUAGAAGUACAGUCACAAGUAGAAGAACUGCAGAAAUCUUUGCAGGAUCAAGGCUCAAAAGCAGAAGAUGCUAUUUCAGUUCUUCUAAAAAAGAAGCUUGAAGAACAUCUAGAGAAGCUGCAUGAAGCCAACAAUGAAUUACAGAAAAAGAGAGCCAUAAUUGAAGAUCUUGAGCCAAGAUUUAACAACAGCUCCUUAAGAAUUGAAGAAUUGCAAGAAGCUUUACGGAAGAAAGAAGAAGAAAUGAAACAGAUGGAAGAGCGCUAUAAAAAGUACUUGGAGAAAGCCAAAAGUGUUAUUCGUACAUUAGACCCUAAACAGAAUCAAGGAGCAGCACCAGAAAUACAAGCUCUUAAAAACCAACUGCAGGAACGGGAUCGACUGUUCCACUCAUUAGAGAAAGAAUAUGAGAAGACGAAGAGUCAAAGAGACAUGGAGGAGAAAUACAUUGUUAGUGCCUGGUACAAUAUGGGAAUGACUCUACAUAAAAAGGCGGCUGAAGAUAGACUAGCUAGCACAGGUUCAGGGCAGUCAUUUCUAGCAAGGCAAAGGCAAGCAACCAACACAAGAAGAUCCUAUCCAGGCCAUGUCCAGCCAGCCACAGCAAGGUAGAGAGGUCUCGCCAUUAGGGAUUUUUAAAAGGCAUACUUCUGUUACAUAUAACAUUUCAGGAAAUCCAGCCGGCUUCGUUUGUUCUCUCCUGUGUUGAUAUUUAGUGUUUCUCACGUGAGGAUCUCUCUUGCAUCUUUUAGUUUCUUUGUCCUUUAUGGUCUUUUCAGUUUCUUUUAAUGUGCCAAAAAUUUGUAAAUGUACAAUUAAAAACGUUGUAUAAUAGUGUAAUACUUUUCUUUGUAUGAAAAUGUCUUCUUCCCCAUUUGUGUGGGCUUUGUAAAGAAUCAGAUUUUCUGCCAAUAAUUGAUACACAAUUUAUAUUCUUUAUCGUGCCUACUGUGUUACCAUACUUUAUAAGAAUGUCUUUGUUUAAAGGGAAUUAAUCUUUUUAUGGUGUAUUAAUCUGUGUUUUCAGUUGUUUUUCAAAUGCACUUCAGAUAACUUCAAUACUUACUGUACUAUCCAGAGUGGUGUCGAGAGCACUUGUGCAGAGGCAGUAGUCAGAUUGUACGGCACCUGGCAGGGUUGCUGGGAGGGAAGAAAGAAGUUUUCAUGUUGUUUUACUAGAAAUUAAACUUACUCUAAGAUUUGGAGUUUAUUUUCAGAACAUAACUAUUUCCUGCUGUCAUGUUUGCUGGCAGAAGUGGAAUUGAUGAAGAUGUUUGGGUAGACAUUACAAGGAUUCAAAAAAAAUUGGCAGGCUUUUUUUUUCUUCUUUUGAAAUAUCUUAGUAGUUAAGAAUCAGAUUCUAGCCACACACUUUUAAUUGCUUUCCACAUGUAAAAGAUUUAUUUUUCAUAUAGGUAGCCUUCUCUUUGGGGCAGUUCUUUGACUUAUGCCUUAUAUAUUUUAUAUAUUCUGUAAGACUUUCCUUUUUUCAAUCUUGAUAGCUAACAUCUUAAUACCAUUAAUUAAGAUCAGUACAUGCCUUUUGUGUGUAAUAUUAUGAUAGAUCUCUUUACAGUGUUCCCUAACUCUACCUAUGAGUCCAAGAGUUGGUAACUGGAGAGAUUUUGGGAUAUUUGGUUGUUGAAAUUGCUUACAUUAUAUGCCACAUUUAUUUACAUAGAUGAAUGCCUGCUAAGCAGUCGCUGGGAAGCACUUUGUCUAUAUAAGGUAUCAUAUAAUUUUAAACUGUCAUUCAUUUGAAAAUAAUACACCUUUUGUCUUUCUCCAUAUUGAUUUAUAUAUUUGAUCCCAGGUAGUAUUUAAGGUUUCUUCCAGCCUUUUUCUUGUUCCAAACCACAUUUUUCAAAAGAAAAAAGAAAUCUGGAAUCUGGUCAGAGGAUUAUUUUGUUUGUGUUUAGGUAAGUCAUCUAGUGGAGGAUGUUAUUUUAUGUACUUGCUAUUCAAAUUGCUGAUGUUACUUAGGUCUGUAUAAAAGACAAAUAACUUUAAUUCCAGUUUAAUGUGAUUAAGACUUUUCAGAAACUAUAUGCAAGUGCUUCAUUUUAACUCCCUCCUCUUUUAUAAGAAAAUUGACCUAGAAAUUUGUCCUGCAUGUUUUGUUUUGUUUUUGUCAGACAGAGUCUUUGUGUAACCCAGGCUGUUGUGAACACAUGAUCCUCUGGAUUAUAGAUGGGAACCUCCAUACUCAGCUCUUAGAGAGAACCGUUCUUGAGGAAAGGUAUUAGAACACAGAGAAACGACACCGCAUCAUGCAGCAUUUCUUUAAAGAUAUUUACUGCGAAUGUCUGAGCACAGUAUGAGGCAUCCGCCUAGGCAGACCAUAGAGCAGCAGACUUGGAAAUAGUGGAGAGAGCCGUGUGAGGACAGGGCACUGUGGGCGCAGGCAAACAGACCUCAUCUGUUAGAGACAAUCUCGCUGUAUUAUCCAGACUUGCCUCAGAUCCUUUGACUGAAAGCCAUCCUCCUGCCUGUGCCUUCCAAGAGGCUGAAAUUAAGGUAUGUGCUGUCAUGCCUACAUGAUAUGUCAGGUUUGAAAAUAAAAGAUUAAAAUUGGGGCCAGCAAAAUGGCUCAGCUGGAAGAAUACUUGCCGCCAAGCCUGACGACGUCAGCUCGUGAGAUUCCUGGGGUCCAGGUGCUGAGGGAACAAGCUACUCCCAAGGGUUGUCCUCUGACCUCCAGACUCACACAGGUUUAGGUACACACACAUAAAUAUGUGUUAAAAGAUUAAAACUAGUUUAAAAUACUCUUACUUCAUCUUUAGUUCACAGAAUAUCUAAAACUCAAGCACUUUUAAAGAAACAAAUUAGUCUAUGAUCCAUACUCUUAAUAAAAUACUGCUUUUUGAGAAGUUAUGCUUGUAGAACAAAGAGGAUGUGAAAGCAGGAGACUCUGGAAGCCACUUUUCAGCUAGGUUUACCUGUGAGGUAAAAACAUCUCAACGUUUUGAUUUUCUGUUUACCUGCCCUCUCUAAGUGCACACCCACUUACCCAGAUAUUUUCUCUAGAUGUUUUGGAAAUGCCUCAAGCUUUCAGAAGGAAAUUUAGCUUCUGAUUUUCAUCAGCAUCUGCUGUGUGCUAAUUUCAGUGUUUAUAACCUUCGCUUUGUUUGUUGUCUGUAUCUUUAAUGUUUGGUGGAUUUCACUCAGUAAAUGGAAGAAAUAUCGUGUGAUAUUUCAGAAUAAAAUAAAGUAUACUUUCAUAAGAAACAGCAUCCGAACAUAUACUUUAGGCACCAUAAAGCCAAGAAUAAACCUAAAUAAAGCAGUGGCAGCUUUUCCAUUGCAUGGUUUAGGUCAGGACUUAGGGGAUUACAGUUUCUCCGUCCGUGAUCAGGAAUGUUGCGGGUACUCUGAUGAUGAUGAUGUAUGGUCUCCCUAGAAGUUAAGAGGUCAGUGAUGCUGGGCUGUGUCUCCACAGGCUGCUUUUACGGUACUUCCCUGAAGCCUCCUAGCUUGUCCUGGCAAUACAAGAGAAUGAGGACAGUGAGUCAGUGUCCUUGUAUCAGGUUGAGAGAAGCUGUUGCCAGCAUCUGAGUUCUUGUAACAAGCUUAUUUUCUGUGCCAUCUAUCCAGGGUUUAAAAAAAAAAAAAAGCCAAAGAAAACUACUUAAAAAAUGACCAUUUAUGUCCCACAUUAUACAUUUAAGAUUAGAACAGGAAAACAGUCCAGUAAAUGUAAUUUAGUUUCUUGCAUCGGAAAUGAAAAUAACUAAUAUAGUUGCACAUAUUUUAAUUUAAUUUUAAAAACUGGGACUAGAGAGUUGUCUCAGUAUUUAAGGGCAUUUAUGGUUCUUUCCAAGAACACAGGUUCAGUUCCCAGAACUGAAAUGAAAGGUCAUAAUAACCAACCUUCUGUAACUGCAGUUCCAAGGAAUCUUAUACCCUCUUCUGACCUCCACAAUCACCAGGCACAUGCAUGUAGGCAAGCACUCAUACACAAAAUAAAUCUAUAAGAGAAGAUUUAAACUGGGUCAUAAUUUUCUUUUGUCUGAUUACUUAAAAACAAAAAUAAGUCCCUAAAUAAUUGAUUCAUAUUGAAACUUAAUCUGGAUUGAACUAUUUCUGUCAUCUUGGUAAAAUUAGCUUAAUGUGAUUAAAUUAUAUGGAUGAUAUUAUACAAUUAUUUUGAAGUUGUUUGAUUAAUGUAAUUUUGAUCCCAGCUACAAAAUCAAGGUAAAUGGUCCUUUUAUUUUGUUUUUCGAGACAGGGUUUCACUGUGUAGCCUGGGCUGUCCUAGAACUCAGUCUGUAGACCAGGCUGGCCUCGAACUCAAGAGAUCCACAUAACCUCUGCCUCCUGAGUGCUAAGAUUAAAGGCAUGUGCCACCACUGCCUGGCAAGUCAAGCUGAAUGUUAUCUGUCAGACCUUACAGUCUAAUUUCAUUAAUUGUUACAGACCCAGAUAGGCAUUAAUUCUAAAAUAAGUCAGGUCUUAGUGGAAGGAAAGAUACAAUCAAUGAGCAGUGUUAUCCAUCUUUUCAAUAGCAGUUCUCUUAGUCUUGUCAGUAAGAGGGCUAGGAUGUCCUUAGUUGGUGUAGUGUUCUCUUAGGAUAUGUGAAGUACUGGGUUCAGUCCCUAGCAUUUUAGGAGAUGGUUGUACACCUGUAGAGAGUUUGAGGCCAGUUUGGGUCACGUGAGAUUCUACCUUCAAAAAGAAAAAAAUGUAUAUAGUUCUUUUGUAAAAUCUUGCUCCCAUAUAAGCAUUGAUCUAUUGCACUAACAAUAACCAUAUUUUAAGCUUUGAAAUAAUUCAUUAUGAGUUAUCAUUAAUCAAAAACAUAAAUUUUAAAAUACCUUCUUUACUCUCCAAAUUUAAUUUUCAUUUGUUCAGAUCUCAAAUCAAAUGUUGUAACAGUUGGGAAAUGUUGUGCCUGAACAUCCACAGUCCAUAUCCUAAAGAAAUCUAGCUAAUUUCCAUUUGCUCAAGUUAAUAACAUAAUUCGGCCCCACAGUGAGAGGGACAUGUGUAGUAUCUUUUCUGCUAAGGUGGAAUCACAUGAGUACCGCAUGUCUUUGGUUUUCUGUUCAUUAAACCGUGGAAGAAUAAUUGGACCUUUGUUGUUUUAGAUUAAUAUUUUUAAUUGGGGGAGGGUGACUUGGGAAGGAUGUGUGCAAGAGCCCGUGGAGGCCAGAAGAAAGCAUCAGGUCCCCCGGGGAUGGAGUUAGAGCUGCCCCUGCCCUGUGUGGAACUUGGGUUCUCUGCAAUAGUAGCCAGCUUUCCUCUCCAGCCCCAAGUAUCUGGACUCAUAUUGUGAAGAGGUGUUUUUGUUUUUGUUUUUUUUUUUUUUUUUUAUCUUUAGAUAGCAAUCAACCUGAUUCAGCUUUGUAUUUAACAGUGAAACAUAUGUGAUAUCCCAGAACAUGGGAACCUGAGGCUGGAAAAAAAUAUAAGUUGGAAGCUAUCCUGGGCUAUACAAUGCGAUCUUGUUUCAAAAAAAACAAAACAAGCGUAUGCCAAACAAAGUAGAAUGGGAAGCCAGGCCUGUUAUCUAGCAUACUCAAGACUACAUUCAGUCCCUAGUACGGGUGAAUGAAUGAAUGAAUGAAUACAUAAAUGCAUAAAUAAAGUGGGAUAUCACAAUCUCUAAAAAUUAUUUUAUUAUGUUCUGUUUUCCUUUUUAUAAAUUAAGGGGUUUUCUAUCCAAUAAAAUUAACUUUGUUAACUACAGUGCUGUCAGAAUUAAAAGCGAUCCAACCCCUUUUUUUUGUUUUUUUUGUUUUUUUGGUUUUUUUUUUGGUUUUUGAGACAGUGUCUUUCUCCAUAGCACUGUGUGUCCUGGAACCCUGGAACUCACUAUUGUAAACCAGGCUGUCCUUGAACUCACAGAUAUCUGCCUGCCUCCGCCUCCUGGGUGCUGGGAUUAAAAGUAUGCACCAUUGUGCCUGGCACCUUUUUUUUUUCUUUCUUUAUUUUUUUGGUCAACCCAAUUUUAUUAUGUUUAUUUAGAAAGAGGUUUCAGAACUUACUCUUUUAAUCUGAUUUGAAUAUCCUGUGAUUCUUUUCCCCAUUUUCUCUUUUGGUAGGAGGAAGGCUACUCUCAACACAUCUCACAUAAUUUUUUACUUUUGUAAUAUUUAAGUGAUUGAUGUAUGCUUUUCAUUGAAUAUUUGUUCAACUUUGACACAAUAAUGCUCUAAGUUUUUUAAUACUGUACAGCUCUGAGAAACCUAGAAAACAUGAAAUAAUUUGCUCAUAACUAACUCACUUGCUGAUAACACAACUAGCUUCUUACCCUUCCUGUCACUUAGAAUUAUCAGUCCUAUGUUUAGUGUCCUGUUUAUAAAACGAAAGAACCAAAACGUUCCAAACAUCUUUCCUUUUAAGUCAUUAGUUAUGCCGUGGAAAGUAUACUGGUUACUUUAAAACAUCUUUUCAAGCCAGGUGUGGUGGUGCACACCUUUAAUCCCCACACUUGGGAGGCAGAAGCAGGCAAAUCUCUGUGAGUUCUGGGCCAGCCUGGUCUCCAGAGUGAGUUUCAGGACAGCGAGAAUUACACGAAGAAACCCUGUCUCAGGAAAAAGACAACUUUUCAUCAGUCUGAUUUAUGUUACCAUUUUGAGUAAAAAAAAAAAAAAAA
Messenger RNA from Microtus ochrogaster (prairie vole), 8361 nucleotides. RefSeq names its product hook microtubule tethering protein 3 (gene Hook3). Gene Ontology annotation, cellular component: cytoplasm; centrosome. Gene Ontology annotation, biological process: cytoplasmic microtubule organization; cytoskeleton-dependent intracellular transport. Gene Ontology annotation, molecular function: microtubule binding; dynein light intermediate chain binding. The transcript has 23 exons. The record is from RefSeq and is a predicted model, not a curated record. NCBI's taxonomy places the organism in Eukaryota, Metazoa, Chordata, Mammalia, Rodentia, Cricetidae. Bases 213 to 2375 code for a protein of 720 amino acids.